AACUUAUUAAAUAGAUUGGUGCUAAUAGUAUUUCUGUCCAAGCAUGAUGUUUAGAACGGCUCUGCAGAAGAGAUCUUCCCCGCCCAGUACAAAGAACCAACCAACUAAAGAAGAUUCCUCACAUCUUAACACUAAAGACAAUAUCAUCAACAACAACCAUCUCUCUUCUCAAUCCGAUUCAUCGGAAGACAGGUGUAAAAAGGCGGCAUCAGGAGACACCCAGUUGAGAAGUCAGAGUAAUGAAGUCCGAAAUGCAUCUAAGAGGAAAUUCGAACAAGAGGACAGAAACUGCAUCAAGAGUCCAGGCCGAUUGGCGAGGAAGAGGAUCCGAGAUGCAAAGCACCGAGCUAGAUCAGAGCUUGUCACCGGAGAUCUAUUCAGUGCAGAGCGCUAUUACUGCACCAUGGAUUUGGAAAAAUUUAGGACAAACUUCACAAACAGCCUUGACAAAUUGCCCCUGGAAAUAUCGAAGGAAAUGCUGCAGGCGAGACCUUAUGUAAUUGACAGGAUAGACGGAAGAACGCUUACUGAGUUGGAGUUUUUUGAGAGAUUUGAGAAACCAAAGAUACCUGCAAUAUUUACACACCUAAUAGAUGACUGGCCAGCUUAUCAGGCAAACGCCAAAUGGUCCAGUCUUGCCUGGUUAGAUCGGAAGUUCAGAAACCAGAAGUUCAAAUGUGGAGAAGAUGACAGCGGCUGUUCUGUCAAGAUCAAAAUGAAGUACUACCUCCAAUACAUGACAUCUACUGUCGAUGAUUCUCCUCUGUACGUGUUUGAUUCGAACUAUGGAGAACACCCGAAGCGGAAGAAGCUGUUGAAUGACUACAAAGUGCCCCAUUUGUUCCAAGAAGAUCUGUUCCAACACGCAGGGGAGGGAAAGCGACCGCCCUAUAGGUGGAUUGUGAUGGGUCCUCCGAGGUCUGGCACUGGGAUCCACAUUGACCCUCUGGCCACCUCUGCCUGGAACUCUUUGAUCAGAGGCGCUAAGCGGUGGUGUCUGCUACCCAACGAAGUGCCCAAACAUCUCAUCAAACCUCAAGCUAGUGACAACUGUAGCAAGCAAAAGGACGAGGCAGUCACCUGGUUCCGCUACGUACAUCCCAGAGUAACCAGUGCUGCCUGGCCAGCCAAAUGGAGACCCAUAGAGUUCAUUCAACUCCCUGGCGAAACAGUAUUCGUCCCAGGAGGUUGGUGGCACGUGGUAUUGAACCUUGACAUAUCAGUUGCGAUGACUCAGAACUACUGCAACACCGGUAACUUCAAACACGUCUGGCUCAAGACCGCCAAGGGGAGACCCAGAUUCUGCCACAAGUGGUACCGGACACUGAAAAAACUAGGUCGUGAAGACUUAAUUGCGAUGGCCCACGAAGUGAGUCGCAAUAAUCCAGAACACUUCCCAAAUCUGGCAGCCAACCUGUCUAGUUCAGACUCUUCCAGUGAUACGAGCUCGGCCUCCAGCGACAGUUCGGCGUCUGUGGAAGAGGUAGUCGAGCCUCAGAAAGCCAAAGUGAUGCCCAUUUCAGCAUCAACUUCGUCGUCUUCGUCAUCUUCGUCUUCAGCACAAGAGGUUGCAGUCACAGCCAAAGACGAAUUCUCAUCGUCCAGUCUUUGCAUCGAAGAGACAACAGGCUCAACUGAGGUUACUCUAGGUGGAACCAAUGUCAAACAAAUGGCUGCUUCUGCUGCGCCUCAACAGGAGGUGUUGUCGAAUUCAUGUCGCAAUGGGGGCGAAGGGGGUGUAAUGGGGAGGGGCGAGGAGUCGCUAGUUGAUGAUGCUGAUUUGAGUCCGGACACUUCGGACGAUGACAGUGGCAUGGAGGAACAGGACAAGAAGAGGAGAAAAGUUGCAGCUAACUCAUAAAAGGCAAUCGUCUUCUCCCGGGGUCCAAUCGCUGACAAUCUAAUAUCAAGAAUGUUUCCAAAGGAAACCUCAAACCGCUUUCUGCUAACAAUGAACUCAUUAAAAAAGGCUUUUUAGCUCCACGUUUUUGUUGCUCUGACCGAGCAUAAUGGAUAUACCUAUGUAUUUACGUUAAUUUAAUUUCUCAGUUUUG
This is a messenger RNA of Symsagittifera roscoffensis, 2054 nucleotides long. Its product is annotated as bifunctional arginine demethylase and lysyl-hydroxylase JMJD6-B-like. Gene Ontology annotation, biological process: phagocytosis. Gene Ontology annotation, cellular component: cytoplasm; nucleus. The transcript is spliced from 10 exons. The record is from RefSeq and is a predicted model, not a curated record. Bases 44 to 1861 code for a protein of 605 amino acids. Gene Ontology annotation, molecular function: P-TEFb complex binding; histone H4R3 demethylase activity. NCBI's taxonomy places the organism in Eukaryota, Metazoa, Xenacoelomorpha, Acoela, Convolutidae.